Saccharomyces paradoxus is the source of this 1473-nucleotide messenger RNA. RefSeq names its product aspartyl aminopeptidase (gene APE4). The transcript has a single exon. Gene Ontology annotation, molecular function: zinc ion binding; metalloaminopeptidase activity. The record is from RefSeq and is a predicted model, not a curated record. Gene Ontology annotation, biological process: proteolysis. Gene Ontology annotation, cellular component: fungal-type vacuole. NCBI's taxonomy places the organism in Eukaryota, Fungi, Ascomycota, Saccharomycetes, Saccharomycetales, Saccharomycetaceae. Bases 1 to 1473 code for a protein of 490 amino acids.
AUGUUUAGGAUACAACUGAGAACUAUGUCCAGCAAAGCAUGCAAGAAUGAUUACCCAAAGGAGUUUGUCAGUUUCUUAAACAGCUCGCACUCUCCUUACCAUGCAGUUCAUAAUAUCAAAAAGCAUUUGGUGUCAAGAGGUUUCAAAGAAUUGAGUGAACGCGACUCAUGGGCUGGUAUCGUUGCACGAAAAGGCAAGUACUUUGUGACAAGAAAUGGCUCUUCUAUUAUUGCAUUUGCUGUUGGUGGGAAAUGGGAGCCUGGUAAUCCGAUUGCUAUUACGGGCGCUCACACUGAUUCCCCUGUAUUAAGAAUCAAGCCUAUUUCCAAAAGGGUUAGUGAGAAGUAUCUACAAGUGGGCGUUGAGUGCUACGGUGGUGCUAUCUGGCAUUCAUGGUUUGAUAAGGAUUUGGGCGUUGCCGGAAGAGUUUUUGUAAAGGACGCCAAAACUGGAAAAUCUAUUGCUAGAUUGGUAGAUUUGGAUAGACCUUUGCUAAAGAUUCCCACUUUAGCUAUUCACCUGGAUAGAGACGUAAAUCAAAAAUUCGAGUUCAAUAAAGAAACUCAACUGUUACCGAUUGGUGGUUUGCAAGGAGACAACGCAGAAAUGAAUUCUGAAAAGGAGAUUGAUAACGGUGGUUUUACCUCUAUCAAGACGAUAGUGCAGAGGCACCACGCAGAACUUUUGGAGCUAGUCGCCAAGGAACUCGCUAUCGAUGCAAUUGAAGACAUUGAAGACUUCGAAUUGAUUCUUUACGAUCAUAACGCAUCUACGCUCGGCGGGUUCAACGACGAGUUUGUCUUCUCCGGGAGAUUAGAUAAUUUGACGUCUUGUUUCACAUCAUUGCACGGUUUGACGUUAGCAGCUGACACAGAAAUCGAUCAAGAAUCUGGCAUUAGAUUGAUGGCAUGCUUUGAUCAUGAGGAGAUUGGCUCAUCUUCCGCUCAAGGAGCAGAUUCCAACUUCUUGCCUAAUAUCUUAGAGAGGUUGUCUAUUUUAAAAGGGGACGGUUCUGAUGAAUCUAAGCCAUUGUCCCACUCGUCGAUAUUGGAAACUUCUGCCAAAUCGUUCUUCCUAUCCUCUGAUGUUGCUCACGCAGUUCAUCCAAACUAUGCGAACAAAUAUGAAAGCCAGCAUAAACCUUUAUUGGGUGGUGGUCCCGUAAUCAAGAUUAACGCAAAUCAACGUUACAUGACCAAUUCACCAGGCCUAGUCUUGGUGAAAAGACUAGCAGAAGCUGCUAAAGUACCUCUGCAAUUGUUUGUUGUAGCUAAUGAUUCCCCAUGUGGAUCCACCAUCGGUCCCAUUUUGGCCUCAAAGACAGGUAUUAGAACUCUAGAUAUAGGUAAUCCCGUGUUGAGUAUGCAUUCCAUUAGAGAGACCGCUGGUUCUUCGGACUUGGAGUUUCAGAUCAGAUUAUUUAAGGAAUUUUUUGAACGCUACACUUCCAUAGAAUCCGAAAUUGUUGUUUAA